Torulaspora globosa is the source of this 546-nucleotide messenger RNA. It is a transcript of the gene TMA20, whose product is annotated as translation machinery-associated protein 20. Gene Ontology annotation, biological process: formation of translation preinitiation complex. NCBI's taxonomy places the organism in Eukaryota, Fungi, Ascomycota, Saccharomycetes, Saccharomycetales, Saccharomycetaceae. The record is from RefSeq and is a predicted model, not a curated record. Gene Ontology annotation, molecular function: RNA binding. The transcript has 2 exons. The coding region runs from base 1 to 546 and encodes 181 amino acids.
AUGUUUCGAAAGUUUACAAAAGACGACAUCCAUUCGCGGUCGAAGGUCAAAUCCUCCAUCCAAAGGACAUUAAAGACCAAGCUGGUUAGUCAAUACCCUAAGCUGGAGGACGUAAUCGAUGAGUUAAUCCCCAAAAAAAGUCAAAUUGAAUUGAUCAAGUGCGAAGACAAGAUUCAACUAUACGCUGUCGACGGUGAAGUCCUCUUUUUUCAAAAAUUCGAUGAGCUGAUUCCAACCCUCAAAUUAGUACACAAAUUUCCCGAAGCCUACCCCACGGUACAGGUCGAUAGAGGCGCUAUCAAAUUUGUUUUGUCCGGCGCAAACAUUAUGUGUCCUGGUCUCACUUCACCAGGAGCUUCUCUGCCACCAGCACCGGGAUACCAGAAGGACACGAUCGUGGUGGUCAAAGCAGAGAAUAAGGAUAGCGCACUGGCGAUUGGGAAGCUUCUUAUGAGUACAGAAGAUAUCAAAAGUGUGAAUAAAGGACAUGGCGUGGAAAUGAUUCAUCACCUAGGGGAUCCGUUGUGGACUUUCAGCGUCGAAUAG